UAGGGAUGCCACAUUUGGAUUUCCGAAUCGAAUCGAUUCGAAUCGUUGCCUUUUCGAAUCGAUUCGAAUCGCACUCGGGCGAUUCGAAAAACGAUAACGUGGCUUUACAAAAAAUAACGCCGACUCUCGAUUUUAUUAACGGCGGUUGUCUUCCAGCUAUGCGAACGGAUAUGAUUUCACUCGAAAGCAAACAAAUAAGCGCUCGUCCGGCUAUCUCUCUCGAAUGAAUUUGCGCUUUAUAAUGGGAUACAGUUCUUUGUUUGAUGAAAUUAGCAUUCAUUUCAACGACGAAAGAUAUAUUUUAGAGAGUGAUUUGCCUUCUUUUUUUCGGCGAAGUGCUCUCGUUUUGCGUUAGUUUUGCAGUGGGGAACACACACCAGCGAGACAUCUGCUAGUGGUCUGCAAAACUCUUUGCUCGCUCGCAAAGUCGAAUUCACAUAUCGCCCGGGCUUCUUUGAUGCGUAAUUUUACGACAACAAUUUUCAACAGGUCUGAACAUUGGUUUAUUUCUUUAUUGUAUUUGAGAGUGAGUAUUGAGCGAUGUCGCAAUAUGUUUGUCUUGCACGCUAUUGGCUGCUGCAAUCGACCGACGUCGACCCUUGCUCUUUAGUUAGUAUCUUGUAUUGCUCUCUGUUGUGCGUGAGCGAGACGAGCUGUGAUGGCGCAAUCGGCAGUCAUCUGCUUUGCCGGUCCUUUAGGAUUUAGUUGAGUGUGCGUUUUGUGAGUUAUUAGAUUUCUGCUAUUGUUAUUAUUUAGUUGGGAAUCAAUAGGUUAGGAUAGGAUGGGACUUAUUGCGUGUUAUAUUUACUAACUGUUCUGUAUUUAGUUAUUUAAUCCUGGAAUCUAUCAAUAUUUGUUACCGGUAACAGUAAAACUCAGCGUGGGGUAGUCUACAAACUCUGUGUGCCAUUUGCGAGUGUUAUUGCCGUAUUGUUCUGUCGUGUUGUCAAGCGGAAUAUUACAACAAGUUUUUUCAGUGUUCUUCUGAGGUGUUGGGUUCAACAAUUCAGUGGUUCAAGACUGAGUGGGGACUGAUUGUUACAAGUUUGCAUUGCAAAUUGUAGGAGAACCGGGACGUGGUACUUGACAGGGUGCCAUGCGCUGCUGUUAAACUCAUUGGACUGCAAAAUGUGCGGCCAGGCAUCGGUAGCUUACUAGUAUAACUUAAUUAUAUGACUAUUUGCAAUGCAUUUUUAUUAUUCAGAAUGUCUAAUAUCAGUAGUAGUUUUAAAAAAAUAACACCUAGGCGGCAGGGACGGCGCCCCAAUUCCUUAGUCUGGGAACAUUUUUCUCGCCCGUCAAAAGAGGAGGGAUAUUCAUAUGUGAUUUGCAACUUCUGUAAAGAGAAGUUGUCAUACUGCGAGUCUACCGGCAAUCUUUUGAACCACCUCAGAAGAAGACAUGCAUUCAUCAACACUGAUUCAGUGCAUACAUCAAAGUGCUGCGCGGCACUUAGUGCAACACUUUAGAAGGUCAGCAAAAUGCAUGACAGCGUUGCGACGCCAUGCUCAGUCGGCAGACACUGAAAUAAAAAACAUUGAGAUGCCGAUAGACGUUUCAACCAGGUGGAACUCCACAUUUGCUAUGAUAGCAAAUCUUGUGAAAAACCAGUGGAUAAUUCGUUCGGUACUGGCUGAUCCAACAAUUGUCCCACGAGCGACAGCAGUCAGUCUUGAACUAAAGGACAACCACUGGAGCUUGCUGAGAGAAAUUUCUAUCAUAUUGAAACCAUUCAAGACAGCCUCUGAUCACCUUGAAGGAAGUAAUUAUGUGACGAUGUCAUCUUUGCUACCAAUUGCAAAAGGUUUAGUGGGUCAGUGUGAAGAACUCCUUGUCGAUGAGCUUCAGCUAUCGGCAUCAAAGACCUUCUGUUCGACCAUUCUCAGUUCGUUACACACUAGAUUCUCAGAUGUCAUGUCAACUUCAGUACAAAGCGAAGGAGUAAGCAUUUACCACAAGUCCACCUGGUUGAAUCCCUUUCACAAGGGCAAAUUUUUCAGCAGACAGAUGCGAGUCUCGGUGCGGAUAGCUGUUGAAACUGAAGCAGAUACUUCUACGGCUCAGGAUGAAUCACGUCAUGGACCCCUGCCACAAAUGGAUCAUAGUCAAGAGCAAAUGGAAACCGUGAAUUCAUCUAGUGAAAUUCAUGGACUUUUUGAGAGAGGCCUAGAGAACUCUGGCAGUUCUUCAGACUCGGAAAGUUCAAAUAUUGUGUCAGAGGAAAUAGCUUGGUACUUAAAACGAAAGGUUGAUGAUAAAGAGUCACCACCUGCACCAUUGACCUGGUGGGAUAACAAUGGAGCCCGUGCCCCUUUGCUCAAGAGAAUGGCAGUGAAGUAUCUGAGUGUACCCGCAACCUCGGCUGCUUCAGAAAGGGCUUUUUCUUCUGCUGGACUGACUGUUUCACAGUUGAGAUCACGACUAACGAGUGCCCAUGUUAAUGAACUCAAUUUUCUCUACUGCAAUAAGAAAUUGUUGGAGUGAAACAAUAUCUUCUUCAAAUUUUGCCUUUUUCGCGAACUUGACACACAAUAUCGCAGGUUCUGACAGGGGGGGGGGGGGGAUGUUUUAGGCACGAUUUGAAGUUUUGCAUGUUAUUUUGGAAUUUGUUUUCAGAUAACAGAUUAUAUUUCAUUUUCCACUGGCAUUUUGUUUUUGCUGUAAUAGUGUAUUGUUUGGGUGCCAUGUCAGCAUUAGAGGUGACGCAGUUUGGGUAAUUUUUUAGCGAUGAAAAAAAAAAAAAAAACAUUUCCGGAAUCAGAUUCGGAAAGAUUCGAUUCGAAAAUUUUCGAUUCGAGAUUCGAUUCG
Styela clava is the source of this 2808-nucleotide messenger RNA. NCBI's taxonomy places the organism in Eukaryota, Metazoa, Chordata, Ascidiacea, Stolidobranchia, Styelidae. The record is from RefSeq and is a predicted model, not a curated record.